Hippocampus zosterae (dwarf seahorse) is the source of this 2329-nucleotide messenger RNA. It is a transcript of the gene fxn, whose product is annotated as frataxin. Gene Ontology annotation, biological process: iron incorporation into metallo-sulfur cluster; intracellular iron ion homeostasis. Gene Ontology annotation, molecular function: iron chaperone activity; ferroxidase activity; ferric iron binding. The record is from RefSeq and is a predicted model, not a curated record. Bases 649 to 1197 code for a protein of 182 amino acids. Gene Ontology annotation, cellular component: mitochondrion. Lineage: Eukaryota; Metazoa; Chordata; Actinopteri; Syngnathiformes; Syngnathidae. The transcript is spliced from 5 exons.
CCUUUUUUCUUUCUUUUCUGAUUGAUAUAAAAAUGAUCUAUUUAGAAAUAAAUACAUUACUUGGGGUAGGACCAGAUACGUUUUUUACUUCUUCCUACUCCUUUGAACAUAAUAAUUGUGUUGUAUGAUGACUGAUUUCUCUUUCCUUUUUACUAUUUUACUUACCUUACUUUCUGUCAAUGUAUGACUGUGUAUGGUUUUUAUGUUCAAGAAACAACCAAACAAAACAAACAAAAAUAAUUUAUAAUGUACGUCUGUGAAGGCACUAUUACUGCUGAAAGGUACAGUACAUAUAGAUUUUGGAGAAACAUGCUACCAUCCAAACAACAUUCUGGAUGUCUUAAAACAGCACGACAUUGUUCGAAAACAGUACAGGUACUAGUCUUACCUGCCUGCAGUCCAAACCUGUCUUCCAUUGAAAAUAGGUGGCACACAAUGAAACGUAAAGUAUGGCAACUAUCUGAUAAAGCGUGUGCUUUUGAUUUUCACUCCAUUGCAUGUGAUGAGGGCACUGAUGCAAUAGACAUUGCACAGCUGCAAUUUUUUUUUUGCGGGGAGUGGACAAGAACUUUGGAGUUAAAGAGGAGCUGCUCAAUCUUCAGAGUCGAAAAGGAUAUUUUUUAAGCUGUGUCAGACUCAGGUGACAAAAUGGGAUUUAAAUGGGACAAGCUGUGUGGCGUUUCAACAGAUGGGGCUCCAGCCAUAGCAGGUGCACACAAGGGAUUGGCAUCUAUGAGGAGCGCUAAAUGCUUUCCAUUAACAUCUGACAUUGAAGGGUGUCGGAGAAGUAUCCAUCUGUCAGCUUCAAGACUGGAAGAGCACCUCUCUCAGGACAAAAAUGAGUUGUCAGAGGCAGCCUAUGAGAAGCUGGCUGAUGAGACGCUGGAUGCACUGGCUGAUUACUUUGAAGACUUAAUGGAUGAACCUUUCACUGGACCAGAUUAUGAUGUUGUGCUGUCUAGUGGUGUGCUGACUGUACAAGUGGGUGGUCACCAUGGAACUUACGUCAUCAACAAGCAAACGCCAAACAGACAGAUUUGGUUGGCAUCUCCAACAAGUGGACCAAAACGCUACGAUUGGACAGGUAGUGGUUGGGUCUAUAGUCAUGAUGGCAUCAGCCUGCACCAACUCCUGUCUGAAGAGUUUUCUACCAUCUUCAAAAAGAACAUGGACCUCUUUGGUCUGCCCAAGUCCUGAGACCACAAGGCUGAUAUUGUCCUGUUAUCGUUUGAGUUCUAAGGACAGCAAAUCAGAGUAUUUAAUGCCGUCCUUUAUUUGAGCAUCUGUUUAUAAUCUGUCAGCAGUAUUCACAAGAGUUGUCAUUAUCUAGAUGCUGCCAAGGGUAUUUUAAGUACCGUAUUUUCCGGACUAAAAGGCUCAUUGGAUUAUUAGGCGCACCUUCAAUGAAUGGGCUAUUUUUAAUUUUUUUGUCAGAUCUUGCACGCACUGGACUAUAAGGCGCAAUCUACAAUGUAUACACUAGAUGGAGGCACAGCCCUUCAUUUGACUCAAGAAGCGUUUAUGACCGCCUCCAAAAAACGUAAAUUCACAAUUACUUCAAUUAAACUACGAAAAUUGAAAAUAGUAACAGUAAUGCAUCAAAACAAAAAAAAAUCACAAAAUAAAUUCUAUAGCCACCCGACAGAAUUUAUUUUGGCAUUUCCUUGAGCGUAGCUGCAACAGAACGAUCAGAUGUCAGUAAAUUGUAGGAGACUGGACUGUCUUAGAAGUUUUUAUUUAUGCCUUUGUUGUGUACUGUAUUCACAAACGAGAAAAUCACAAAAUAAAUUCUGUAAGUGGGCUAUAGAAUUUAUUUUGUGAUUUCCUUGCUUGAUUUUCUGUUUUGAUGCAUUAUUUUCAAUUUUCGUAGUUUCUGUGGAAUCGUUCAUUUAUGUUUUUCCGUGGUGGUCAUGAAUGCCUCUCGAGUCAAAGGAAAAAGAGAAGGCACGAAGACGGACAGACAUUAACCGUAUUUGUUGAGACUGUGAAAAACAUUCAUGAAGUGUGCGUUUAAAAAAAAAACACCACAGCUCUCCUUUUUCCAGAGCUGCAACAAAAACGUAUUUAAUAAAGCAGCGACAUAGUUCACAGAACCAUCAGCAAGUUAUAACAUUGUAAGCAUGUCUCCAGCAAAGAGCCAUCUUGUGGUCGCCAUAUUACCGUAAUGACCAUACACAAGGCUCGCCGUGAGCUUUUAAGAAAAUUGAAGACUUUUCGGUGCGCUUAAUCGUGCGGAAAAUACGGUCUGUAAAUAUGCUAUUUAAUGGUCAUUAUAUGGCACAUUGCACAUGACUUGUUGUGAUAUCAAUAAAUGGGCAAUUUCUGCAUG